AUGAACCAUGACAAGACAAAUGUACUGUCACAUCAGCUUCAGGCCAUGAAAAUGCCUGAUUUGAUCAUUAAACAAUCUCAGUCUCCUCAGCACCAUACAACUCAGUCCUAUUGUCCGCUCUCGCUCCGUCCUCCGACAUUGGAAUCUCUCUGUGACACAUCAACCGAUUAUCUAGACAUAUUUGUGGAUUUAAAAAGUAAUAGCCAAAAACCCACUAAUACAAUAGAAUCCAUUCCAGGUGAGCGCUUUAACCCUCUGCUUGGUGACACUAUCAUCCAAUUUGCUAAUAUCUGA
This is a messenger RNA of Batrachochytrium dendrobatidis JAM81, 294 nucleotides long. RefSeq lists its product as uncharacterized. Lineage: Eukaryota; Fungi; Chytridiomycota; Chytridiomycetes; Rhizophydiales. The transcript is spliced from 3 exons. Bases 1 to 294 code for a protein of 97 amino acids. The record is from RefSeq and is a predicted model, not a curated record.